ACCCUGCAAGCUGCUUCAGUCUCUAUCCUACUUGUUCCUCUGGUGAACUAGGUUAACUAAACUUGCAAAAAUAUGCCUAAACUCCUAAAAGAAAUUCUCACUAUCAUGGAUGUUUUCUACAAAUAUGCCACCCAGCAUGGGAAAUACGAUAUGUUGAACAAGGCAGAGCUGAAAGAACUUUUGGAGAAUGAGUUUCAUCAAAUUCUGAAGAAUCCAGAUGAUCCAGACACUGUGAAUGUCAUCAUGCAAAAUUUGGAUCAAGAUCAUAACAAGAAAGUGGAUUUUACUGAGUAUCUUCUGAUGAUAUUCAAGCUGGCUAAGGCUUGUAAUAAUAUCAUUGGCAAAGAUUACUACCAAGCUUCAGGGUCAAAGCAGAAAGAUCACAGUCACCAGCACCAAGAGGAACAAAGUGAAACAGAAGAGGAGGACAACGGACAAGAAUCCUCUUCCAGUCAUUCAAGUUCGAGAACAAAAAAGAAUGAUUCGUAUUCCAAGGGCUCCAAAGGAAACAUUAAAGGCAGGACUCAGUCCAAAUCUAGAAGACUGGGUCCUCAGAAUGUCUUGUCUAGUUCUAGGCACAGGCAAAGCUAUGAAGAAAUAACAGAGUCAAGUUCAGUGCCCAUUAAGGAUAGUGAGAAAAACAAACAUGGUUCUCAUCAGCAAAAAAGGUCAGGUAGUGAAGAAGGUGGUUAUACUUAUUCAAAUAACUGUAGAAAAAUAUCAAACACAGCAAACUGGUCAGAAAGUUGUGGAGAAAAAGGACAUAUAAGUCACUCAGAAGAUCAGUCUUUCAGUUCUGAUCAACAAUGGUAUGAUUCAAACAAAUCCGUGGAAAAUAAACGACAUAAGAAGAAAUUGUACAAGUCCCCUAGAAAGCAGCAUAAUGAAUCCAGCUCAGGAAGUUAUGAAGGACAAGAAUAUUGGUCAAAUUCAAAUGAGACAACUGGCUGUGGUCAAGAUUCUUGCUCAGGUCAUCCUGCUGAACAAAUAUGGUAUGAUACAAAUGUAGAAUCUCAAAUAGGAAACUGUAAAGAACAAGGAUAUACUUCCAGUUCAAGUGAGUCUUCCCGUUAUGAGCAUGGAUCAACAUCAAGUCAAUCAUCAGGCUACGGCCAAUGUGAAUUUAGCUCAGGACAGCAUUCCUGUAAUGGCCAAAAACAAUCUUCCUCUAAUCAAAUGUCUGACUACGACAAACUUGAGUCUAGCUCAAGUCAGUAUUCUAACAAUGAUAAAUAUAGAACUGACUCAGAUUCUUCUUCCAGCUAUGGGCAGAAUGGUUCUGGCUCAGGCCACACUUCUGACUAUGGCCACCAUGAGUCAGAAUUGAGAAAGUCAUUCAGCAGUGGUACACAUGGUCCUGCUUCAAGUCAGUCUUACAUCUAUGGCAAAAAGGGAUCACCCCCGAGUCAGUCUUCCAGCAAGGGCCAGGGUAGGUCUGAUUCAGGUCACUCUUCAAACUGUGGACAGUAUGGGUCUACCUCAAGUCAGUCUUCUAUGUCUAGACAACAGAAGACAGGUUCAGGACAGUCUUGUGGCUACAGGCAAAACGAAAAUGGCUCAGGUAAAUCCUAUAGCCAUAAGCAACAUGGUUCGAUAACAGGACAGACAUCAAGCUGUGGCCAGGUCACACGCUCAGGUCGUUCUUCCAGGUUUACUGAUCAUGAGUCUGGCUCAAGUCAGAUUUCUACCCAUGAGGAACAUGGGUCUCCAUCUAGCCAAUCUCCUAGCCCUGGCAGACAAAGGUCUAGCUCAAGUCAGAAUUCAUCUAGCCGAUCACCAAGCCCUGAUAAACGAAGGUCUAGUUCAAAUCAGAAUUCUAGAAAUGGCAAACAUGGAUGUGGAUUCACAAAGUCUUCCAAAUGCAAAGAACGUAGAUCUGAAGAAGGCCAUUCUUCCCAGUUACAUCACCAGGACUCUGAUUCAGGACAUUCUUCUGGCGACAGUGAGCACAGAGCUGGAUCACGAAAAUACUCCAAUCAUGGGCAAAAUGGUUCCACAUCAGGACAAUCAACACGCUGUGGCCAGCAUGGAUCAAACUCGGGACAUUCUUCCAGCUAUGGUCAGAAUGGAUCUGGCUCAGGUGAGUCUUCUGAGCAUAGUCGACAUGGGUCUGGAUUGGGCCAGACUCCUGGUCGCGGUGGACACAAAACACAUUCGAGUAAGUCUUCCAGCCAUGGCCAAAAGGGAUCUUCCUGGGCUCAGUCUGCCAACCACGGGCAAAAUGACUCUGGCUAUGGACAGUCUUCUGGCUUUGGGAACCAGGAAUAUAGUUCAGGACAGUCAUCUGGCUACAGUAAGCACGGAACAGGCUCAGGACAAUUCUCGAACCAUGGACAACAUGGUUCUACAACAGGACAGUCAUCAAGCUGUAGCCAGGAAGAAUCUAGCUCAAGUCAGUCUUCCACAUACACUGAGCAUGAGUCUGCCACAAUCCAGUCAUCUCGCUACGGUCAGCACAGAUCUGGCACAGGUAAAUCCUCCACUCAUGGGAAACAUGGUUCGACCACAGGACAGUCCUCAAUAUGUAGCCAGUAUGGAUCAAGAUCGGGUCAGUCGUCCAGCUAUGGUCAGCAGAAGUCUGGCUCCGGUCAGUCUUCUGGCCAUAGCCAACACGGGUCUGGAGAGGGACGUUAUCCAAGUCCACACCGAGAAGGACUGGGAUCAAAUAAUUCCUUCAGCAACAGACAACAAGGAUGUUCUUCAAGUCAGUCUUACCGCUGUGGCCAUCAUGGGUCGGGAUCCAGUAAGGCUUCCAGCUUUGGGCAACAAGAGUCUGGCUCAGGACAGGCUUCUGGAUACGGUCAAUCCAGACCUAGAUCAGAUCAAACCGCCACCCACGGGCAACAUGGUUCUCCAUCAGGACAGUCAUCAAGCUGUGGCCAUAAUGGAUCAAGCACGAGUCAGUCAUCCAGCUAUGGUCAGUACAGGUCUGGUUCCGGUCAGUCUUCUGGCGACGAUCACCAUGGGUCAGAAUCUGGCCGGUCUCCCAUCCGCGGCCAACGUGGGUCUUGUUCAGGUCAGACUUCCAGUGAUGGCAAGCAUUGGUCUGGCUCCGGUCAGUCUUCCAGCUACGGACAGCAUGGGGCUGGCUCCGGUCAGUCUUCCACCUUUGGGCAACACGACUCUGGCUCGGGACAGUCUUCUGGCCACAGUCAGCACGGAUGUGGCUCAUGCCAGUCCUCUGGCUAUGGGCAACACGGUUCGACGUCAGGUCAGUCGUCAGGGUGGGGCCAACAGGAAUCAAGCAAGGGUCAGUCUUCCAGCUAUGGUCAGCACGGGUCUGGCUCCGGUCAGUCUUCUGGCCACGGCCGCCAUGGGUCUCGCUCUGGCCGGUCUCCCAGCCGCGGCCGACGUGGGUCUGGUUCCAGUCAGUCUCCCAGCUACGGCCAGCAUGGGGCUGGCUCCGGCCAGUCUUCCAGCUUUGGGCAACAUGAGUCUGGCUCAGGACAGUCUUCUGGCUACGGUCAGCAGGGAUCUGGCUCAGGCCAGUCCUCUGGCUAUGGGCAACACGGUUCGACGUCAGGUCAGUCGUCAGGGUGGGGCCAACAGGAAUCUAGCUCCGGUCAGUCUUCCAGCUGCGGCCAGCACGGGUCUGGCUCCGGUCAGUCUUCUGGCCACGGCCGACACGGGUCUGGCUCUGGCCGGUCUCCCAGCCGCGGCCGACAUGGGUCUGGCUCGGGUCAGUCUUCCAGCUACGGCCAAAAGGGGUCUUCCUCCGGGCAGCCUUCCAGCCACGGCCAACAUGGCUCCGGCUCCGGUCAGUCUUCUAGCUCUGGGCACCACGAGUCUGGCUCAGGACACUCUUCUGGCCACCGUCAGUAUGAGUCUGGCUCCGGUCAGUCCUCCGGCCACGGACACCAGGGGUCCACAUCGGGACACUCGUCAGGGUCGGGCCAGCAUGAAUGUAGCUCAGGUCAGUCUUCCAGCUAUGGCCAGCAUGGGUCUGGCUCCGGUCAGUCUUCUGGCCACGGCCGACACGGGUCUGGAUCGGGCCGGUCUCCUAGCCGUGGCCGACACGGGUCGGGUUCGGGUCAGUCUUCCAGCCAGGGCCAAAAGGGAUCUUCCUCCGGUCAGUCUUCCAGCCACGGCCAACAUGGCUCCGGCUCCGGCUCCGGCUCCGGCUCCGGCUCCGGUCAGUCUUCUAGCCUUGGGCACCACGGGUCUGGCUCAGGACAGUCUUCUGGCUACGGUCAGCACGGAUCUGGCUCCGGUCAAUCCUCUAGCCACGGACAACAUGGUUCCACAUCGGGACAGUCAUCAAGCUGUGGCCAGCACGGGUCUAGCUCAGGUCAGUCUUCCAGUUAUGGUCAGCACGGGUCAGGCUCAAGCCAGUCUUCUGGCCAUGGCCGCCAUGGGUCUGGAUCUGGCCGGUCUCCCAGCCGCGGCCCACACGGCUCGGGCUCAGGUCAGUCUUCCAAAGGCUAUGGCCAACACGGGUCUGGCUCCGGUCAGUCUUCCAGCCUAGGCCAACAUGGGUCCGGCUCAGGUCAGUCUUCCAGCCACGGUCAGCAUGGGUCUGGCUCAAGUCAGUCUUCUGGCCAUGGCCGACAUGGGUCUGGAUCUGGCCGGUCCCCUAGUCGUGGUCGACAUGGGUCUGGCUCCGGGCAGUCUUCCAGCUUUGGGCAACACGAGUCUGGCUCGGGACAGUCUUCUGGCCACGGUCAGCAGGGAUCCGGCUCAGGUCAGUCCUCUGGCUAUGGGCAAUACGGUUCGACGUCAGGUCAGUCGUCAGGGUGGGGCCAACAGGAAUCAAGCACGGGUCAGUCUUCCAGCUAUGGUCAGCACGGAUCUGGCUCCGGUCAGUCUUCUGGCCACGGCCGCCAUGGGUCUGGCUCUGGCCGGUCUCCCAGCCGCGUCCGACGUGGGUCUGGUUCCGGUCAGUCUCCCAGCUACGGCCAGCAUGGGUCUGGCUCCGGUCAGUCUUCCAGCUACGGCCAGCAUGGGGCUGGCUCCGGCCAGUCUUCCAGCUUUGGGCAACAUGAGUCUGGCUCAGGACAGUCUUCUGGCUACGGUCAGCAGGGAUCUGGCUCAGGCCAGUCCUCUGUCUAUGGGCAACACGGUUCGACGUCAGGUCAGUCGUCAGGGUGGGGCCAACAGGAAUCUAGCUCCGGUCAGUCUUCCAGCUGCGGCCAGCACGGGUCUGGCUCCGGUCAGUCUUCUGGCCACGGCCGACACGGGUCUGGCUCUGGCCGGUCUCCCAGCCGCGGCCGACGUGGGUCUGGUUCGGGUCAGUCUUCCAGCCAGGGCCAAAAGGGAUCUUCCUCCGGUCAGUCUUCCAGCCCCGGCCAACAUGGCUCCGGCUCCGGUCAGUCUUCUAGCUCUGGGCACCACGAAUCUGGCUCAGGACAGUCUUUUGGCCACCGUCAGCAUGGGUCUGGCUCCGGUCAGUCCUCCGGCCACGGACACCAGGGGUCCACAUCGGGACACUCGUCAGGGUCGGGCCAGCAUGAAUGUAGCUCAGGUCAGUCUUCCAGCUAUGGCCAGCAUGGGUCUGGCUCCGGUCAGUCUUCCAGCUACGGCCAGCAUGGGGCUGGCUCCGGUCAGUCUUCCAGCUUUGGGCAACAUGAGUCUGGCUCAGGACAGUCUUCUGGCUACGGUCCGCACGGAUCUGGCUCAGGCCAGUCCUCUGGCUAUGGGCAACACGGUUCGACAUCAGGUCAGUUUUCCAGGCGGGGCCAAGAAGAAUCUAGCUGCGGUCAGUCUUCCAGCUGCGCCCAGCACGGUUCUGGUUCUGGUCAAUCUUCUAGCUUUGGGCAACAUGAGUCUGGCUCCCGACUGUCUUCUGGCUACAGUCAGCACGGAUCUGGCUCAUGUCAUUCCUCCAGCCAUGAGCAAGAUGGUUCUACAUCAGGCCAGUCUUCAUGCUGUGGCCAGCAUGGUUCAAGCUCGGUUCAGUCUUCCAGCUAUCGUGAACAUGGUUCUGGCUGUGGUCAGUCUUCUGGCCACAGCCGACACGGGUCUGGAUCGGGCCUGUCUCCCAGCCGCGGCCGAUAUUGGUCUGGCUCCGGUCAGUCUUCUUGUUAUGGCCAAAAGGGAUCUUCCUCCGGUCAGUCUUCCAGCCAUAGUCAACAUGGCUGCUGCUCAGCAGAUCCCGAACGCAUUGCUCCGGGUGGACUGAAAGGCUACGAGAGGGGCAGGCCGACGGACCUGCCACCCCGCCACGCCGCGGCUCCCCCACCUCUGCUCUCAGGAUCCGCCGUGCUCCGGCAGGACGUUCGGGCGGUACCUCCGCGCCGAGGUGCGGCCCUAGACGUGUCCCCCGAGUCGGACAGCCCCGUGCGCGUGGCCGAGGAGAGGGCCUCGGCGUGCAGGACCCCGCUCUGGGCUCCACGGGAUCCAGGGAUUGUCGGAGCUCUCCGCAGCCCCUCCUGGAGGCGCAGCGCCGUGCCGGCACCCCAUGGGAUAAGGCCCAGGGUUCUGCCCAGUGCUGGGGCUAGGCCUGGAAAAUAUUUUCCUCAACCUCCGCACUCAUAG
Messenger RNA from Carlito syrichta (Philippine tarsier), 6474 nucleotides. It is a transcript of the gene HRNR, whose product is annotated as hornerin. Gene Ontology annotation, molecular function: calcium ion binding; transition metal ion binding. Gene Ontology annotation, biological process: establishment of skin barrier. The record is from RefSeq and is a predicted model, not a curated record. Gene Ontology annotation, cellular component: cornified envelope; keratohyalin granule. The transcript is spliced from 4 exons. Bases 73 to 6474 code for a protein of 2133 amino acids. NCBI's taxonomy places the organism in Eukaryota, Metazoa, Chordata, Mammalia, Primates, Tarsiidae.